UCUCUGGUGGCCAUAUUCCCAAGUUUAGAUUCUGUUUCCGCCGUUUUCCCCGUCGUGUUGGUAGCCCUACAAAUUUUAAACGGCAACGGUUUAUGAUGUGCCUGAAGACGCUACGCGAGUGUUUUGGCCGAACUUGUGAGUAAAUAAUAGUGGUUUAAUGGAAGAGUUGUUGGAAUAUGACAUUGAAAGUAUUCUACUGAGCAGAACAAAAAAUGUUUUUCCACAUCAACAACGCGUAAUCGCCGCUUGCGAAACAUUCUUGAACUCAGUCUCGAGUUCCAUCAAAAAACAAUGUGCUCAAAAACAUGAUUACCAAAAAAAGGUCGCCAAAAAUGAAGCUAUCAUCGCAGACGUCACGAAUCAAAUUAAAGAAAUUCAAAAUGAAUACGCAAAUAUCGCACUGCAACAGAAGGUUAUGGAAAAACAGAUAAGCAACGUUCUCCAAAAGCAAGAGAAAGUCAAACAAAAAAUAGUGGAAGGAAGAUCUCAAGAAGAGGAAUAUGCUCUCGAAAUUGUGGAUCUGGAAAAAGAUGCAGAGGAAAACAGAAUGAAGAAAAAAAUGAAUUGGGACGCAGUGAGAAGAGCGUGCUCGGCCUAUAAAUUAGGUCUUCAGUUUCGUAUUGAAAUAAUUGAUUCCUCGGAAGUCUGUGACAGGGUGAGAAUAAGUUUCUUCAAACUCCUCAAAGAUGACAGCCCCCAAUAUUACGCAGACUUGAUUAGAACAGCUGAUUUAUGGCGAGUGGAACUUAUUCAUCCAUCUUUAAACCUGAAACAUCAAGAGCGCUUAAAAUGUGUUGUAAACUUCGAAAAGCAGCAAGAAAUUUCAGAUAUUACCGCAUUUUUAUGCCUUUUGCGAGAAAUCUUCAAAGAACUACGCAAGAAUUGAAUGUACUUGCUUGAAUGAAAACGUAAGCUAAAAUGAGACAGCUGUUUAUCUAAUAUUGUAAUUGGUGGCAGGCCAUUCCAAUAAUUUUAUUGAAAAUCAAGUUCGCAUGUUGUCGCGCCCCGAGGUUUGUGUAUGAAAAAAAGUGAUAGUGGUAAACAGUUAAAAGAGUAAAGCCUUUAUUAUUAAAAAUUGAAAUAUCUAAUAAUUGUUUCAUCACAUAUACAGAAUAACAUUUAAAUUUAUGUUAACGUUAAAACGGUCCAAGCAAAAUACAAUGUCUUUACCUCAACCCUUAGUGUGUAUGCAUCAUGUACUUUGAAGCUUCCAACUAAAUGUAGUUGUUGCUUUAAAACGUGCGGUGUUUGGUUUACCUCAACAAUUUCCAUCAAAUUUUUAGCAGGUCUUACACCCUACUAAGUUUUGAAUUCUCAGUCAAUUGUUUUUUCCUUGCAUUUUCCUUUAUAGAUUGAGAACUACACGACUCACGUUACUGAAGUACGUUAAUGGUCACUCUCACGUCUGUAAUUAGUAUUAUAUUAUUCUUUGUCUCAUUUCAUGUAAUUGAUGUGAUGUAAGUUUUUUAAUAAGUGAUCGUUACCCUCUGAUUAUAAUUGAUGACGACUGUAAAUCACAGCAUGGAUAAAUAACAAUUACGUAGAUACUAAAUUA
Molecule: messenger RNA, 1555 nt
Organism: Diprion similis
Lineage: Eukaryota; Metazoa; Arthropoda; Insecta; Hymenoptera; Diprionidae
Exons: 4
Coding region: 158-886 (242 amino acids)
Source: RefSeq, a predicted model, not a curated record